Molecule: messenger RNA, 435 nt
Organism: Cryptomeria japonica (Japanese cedar)
Lineage: Eukaryota; Viridiplantae; Streptophyta; Pinopsida; Cupressales; Cupressaceae
Product: auxin-responsive protein SAUR32-like
Exons: 1
Coding region: 1-435 (144 amino acids)
Biological process (GO): response to auxin
Source: RefSeq, a predicted model, not a curated record
AUGAAGAUCAAAAUAGGCAGAUUGUUUCUCAAAUCCAGAAAGACGAAGCUGAGCCGCAGUGUGCUGCACAUCAAAGUCCCCAGCCUACUUCCCCUAGUUCGCCGUUUAUUUUGCUGCGUGCGGUCGAAAAUAUCGUCUUGCAAGUCUCGUGGUCGAAUCCCGCUCAACACUCAAACCCUAGGUCGUCCAUUGCCGAAGGUUGUUCCGCAGGGGUGCGUAGCCAUUCAGGUAGGGCAAGAGCAGCAGCGUUAUGUGAUUCCGAUACUGUACUUAUCCCAUCCCUUCAUUACAAAGCUGCUGAUGGAGGCGGAGAAUGAAUUCGGCUACGAGCAAAGGGGAACCCUCACUCUUCCCUGUGAGCUCGAUGAUUUAGAGCAGCUCAAAUGGCUGAUUGACAGAGAAGAAACUCCGAACUUCCAUCGCAAACACAUUUGA